UACCGAAAGCUGUCGGGGAUAAUCAUCCCGGGGUUCGCGUCGACGCAGCUGCGCGCGUGGUCGGUUCUGGAUUGCCCCUACUCGCCCUUCGACUUCAACCCCCUCGACUCCGUCUGGCUCGACACCGCCAAGAUAUACUCAUACACGGGUCCACGACGAGCAGCCUAGGAAAUUGUUUGUCUCCAUACUUUGCCUUUUUAAAUGAUCGUCUAUUUAUAGAUUUGGAGACGGGACGAUUUUCUGUUGGGAUAGACUGGUACUGGCCCGACACAUCUAACUGUCUCUGGAAAUGGAUAUCCGACGAAAAAUUUCGGAACACCUUUGGUUUGUCGGAUACCACAGAACCAGCAAUUAAAACUGGGAAGAGGUUGAGCACAUGGAAGUGUGACAAUAUCUCCAAUUCUAAUCAACUCAUGCUUGUCUAGUGUUCCUUUGGAUACAAUGAGGGUCCAUCUGCUUUAUGAGGGAAAUUACCUGCAACAAGAUACAGCAAGAUCAAGAUUUUUCUGGCAAGGGACUAGCAAGGAAAGGAAGCAUCAUAAUAUGGUGAAAUGGGAGAUUUGAGCAGACCAAAAGAUUUUGGUGGGCUGUGUUUCAUGGUUGUCAGAGCUAUGAAUGUUUGCUUAGUGGCCAAGUGGAUAGACGGAUUAGAGAGGGGAGAUAAUAGCAUAUGCUGUGAACUAUUGAGGAGGAAGUAUCUGGGUCAGAAGAGUAUAUUUCAGAUUAAGAGGAUCAAUGGUUCUCAAUUCUGGAGAGGUAUACUUGAAGUGAGACAAUGGUACCAGAUUGGGAGAGCUAUGAAAGUCAGUAUUGGAGUGCAAACCAGAUUUUGGGAGGGUACUUGGCUGGGUAAUUACACCUUAAAAGUUGAGUUUUAUCAGCUAUUCCAGAUCUGUGAUGACCCAAAUGUGUCAAUUAACAAGAGGUAUGGUUGAGGGGUGUUGGCAAAUUAAUCUCAGAAGAGCUUUGCGGCAAGAAGAUAUGGCUUAAUGGUUGAGGCUUCAGCAUUUGUUGAGCUCUGUGGUCAUCAACCAGGGGAGAGAUACCGUUAGUCGUGCUUUAAAAUUCAGGCAAAUAUCCCACCGAAUCACUCCAUUAAUUCAUGUCCUUCAGUGGAGUUAAAGACUGACAAAUGAUAGGCAUGAGGAAGUGUAGAGUACAUUUGAAGAUUCAAAUCUUUUUGUGGAUCAUCGUUCAUGACAGAAUUCAAUCAGCUAUGCAGCUUAAGAAAAGGAAGUGGUCUGGUGGCAAUUUAUGCAAGGUGCAAUGUGGGCACUUAGGAAGACCAGGAACAACAUGGUAUUCAGUGACAGGCUUUUGACUUCUCCUAGUGUGGUUAUCCACAAGAUGCUUGUCUUUCUGAACAACUGGAAGAUGCUGGUAAAGGCAAAAGAAAUGCAAGGAGUAGAAGAGCUUAUCUACAAGCUGGUGGAGAGGGUCGGUUCUGUGGCAUGACCCCAGACUGUGCAUUCAUGUCGAUGGAGCGCAGCAAAGCCGACCUUCUGCUCUGGUUCUGUUAAUUCGUUGGUUAGUGUCCAGAUUAGUGUUACCUUAGCCGAUUUUCAUCAGGUAUCCUAACCACUUGGUUUUGAUACGUUCAAUAUGGUGCAGCUUUUCUCUGCUGUAAAUUGCUGGCUUAAGUGCAUGCUGCUUGAACCCUAUAAUCAGACAGACCAUCCGGAAUGCAAGUCAAGGCCUGAUAGUGGUCUUUCUGCAAUUACAGAGUUGGACCCUGGUUAUAUAACAGGUCCUCUUUCUUCAGUAUGGAAAGAAUGGGUCAAAUGGUGUGUAGAGUUUGGCAUUGAAGCUAAUGCAAUUAUUGCUGUUCCUUACGAUUGGAGACUGCCACCAUCAAUGCUUGAGGAGAGAGAUCUGUACUUUCACAAAUUAAAGUUAACUUUUGAAAUUGCUUUGAAACUCCGAGGAGGGCCAUCUUUGGUAUUUGCUCAUUCGAUGGGAAAUAAUGUCUUUCGCUACUUUUUGGAGUGGUUGAAACUAGAAAUUGCUCCCAAGCACUAUAUCAAGUGGCUUGACGAACAUAUACAUGCAUAUUUUGCAGUUGGUGCUCCUCUUCUCGGCUCUACUGAAGCAGUUAGAGCUGCUCUUUCUGGAACAACUUUUGGUCUUCCAGUCAGUGAGGGCACAGCACGAUUGAUGUUUAAUGCAUUUGGUUCAUCUUUAUGGCUUAUGCCAUUCUCAAAAUAUUGCAAAGCUGAUAAUAUUUACUGGAAGCAUUUUUUUGAGGGAAAGGGAGGUUGUCCCCACAGACAACAAUGCGAUGAAGCUGAAUAUAUUUCAGACUACUCUGGAUGGCCCACAGACCUCGUCAAUAUUGAGGUUCCUUCAGUUCGAGAUAUGGGGCCAUACCCAUCCAUUACGGACAUAACGGAGGACAUAACAUCCAGCAUGGAGUGCGGAAAGCCAACUCUCCUGUCAUUUUCUGCCAGAGAAGUUUCGGAUGGCACUUUGUUCAAAACAAUAGAGGAUUAUGACCCUCAAAGCAAGGCACUUGUUUAUCAGCUUGAGAAGUACUAUCAGGGCGAUCCAGUUCUGAAUCCUCUCACACCCUGGGAAAGACCUCCAAUUAAGAAUGUAUUUUGCAUUUACGGGAUUGAUUCAAAGACUGAGGUAGGAUAUUAUUUUGCACCAAGUGGCAAACCAUAUCCAGACAACUGGAUAAUAACGGAUAUUAUUUAUGAGUUUGAAGGGUCCCUAAUUUCAAGAUCAGGUAAUUCUGUUUCUGGAAAGCCUAACAAUUCCAGUGGUGAUGGAACGGUAUCCUACAACUCCCUCUCAUGGUGCAAGAAUUGGCUUGGACCAAAAGUGAACAUAACAAGGGCUCCACAGGCAGAACAUGAUGGAUCUGAUUUGCAAACAAUUAUGAAUGUCGAUCGCCACGCUGGCCAGGAUGUACGACCAAACAUGACGAGGGCUCCGCAUGUGAAGUACAUAACCUAUUAUGAGGAUGCGGAAAGUCUUCCAGGAUGGAGAACGGCGGUCUGGGAGCUCGAUAAAGUUUUUACAGCAAAUCACAGGAAUAUUGUUAGGACGCCAGUACUAAUGCGUGAGCUGUGGCUUGAAAUGUGGCAUGACAUGCAUCCUGAUUCAAAAUCAAAAUUUGUGACAAAAGCUUUCCGAGGUCCACUGAGAAACGAAGACUGCCGCUGGGACUACGGAAAGGCUCGGUGUGGCUUUCCAGAACACUGCGAAUACAGGUAUAUAUUUGGUGAUGUGCAUCUGGGAAUGAGCUGCAGACUGAAAAAUACAUCAACUAACCUCCUCCAACAGUAUCUCUGAAGUAUGUGCAUCGCCCUCAUUCCAUUUUGCUCUCGUUGAUGGAAACUGCACCUGACAUGUUCUAGUGACAUCAAAUAUUGUAGUUUGUCGACUGGAUGGGAAUUAUAUUUGAUUUCCCAUUUUGAUUUGCGAAUGAAAUACUCGGCAAGGUAGAAGCCAGGAUCAGUUAGAGCCCAACCAAACAGGUCAACUCUUGCUCUGGUGGGCUGGUGGCCAUUUUGGUACUGUUAAUCUUUGAAGCCGGACAUGUGCAAGCUGAAACUACACGUUCCCCUAACUAAUUUUGGUUGAAGAUGGAAGUCGUCGUUCCCAGGAGUGUAUAGUUUUGUUCUUGUUUUCAGCCCAUGUAGAAGCCAUUUGUAGCACCAGUACUUUCGGCGUCCUGGAGGUGCCAUGAGAUCACACUGGUGUGUAUUGUAAACACUUAUGUCUAUCUGGGAAAUCAACCAGAGUUGCGAAUUGACUCUUACAAGGAAGGUGCUCUAGAUGCGCAGUCAGAAAAAAAUUAGUGCUCAAUUAA
Molecule: messenger RNA, 3817 nt
Organism: Panicum hallii
Lineage: Eukaryota; Viridiplantae; Streptophyta; Magnoliopsida; Poales; Poaceae
Product: phospholipid--sterol O-acyltransferase
Exons: 17
Coding region: 1603-3297 (564 amino acids)
Biological process (GO): lipid metabolic process
Cellular component (GO): cytoplasm
Source: RefSeq, a predicted model, not a curated record